Molecule: messenger RNA, 291 nt
Organism: Rotaria sordida
Lineage: Eukaryota; Metazoa; Rotifera; Eurotatoria; Philodinida; Philodinidae
Source: the annotation of a GenBank genome assembly
AUGAAUAUUCCGUUAUUAACAUCGGAUACUAUUUUUAUUUUAUUACUUUCCUUACAACGUAUUUGUCGUAAUUUAUCUGAUAUACUUAAUGCAUUAGAAGUCGAUGUUAAUUCAUUUCGACGUGUACUAACAGAAUUUUCAUCAACAAUUCCUGAAUCAUCAUCAUCUUCAUCAAAUAUUGACGACGACGAAGAAAAUAAUAAUUAUGAAUUUGAAAAAAAAGAAGAUUUUUAUGAACAAUUAUUUGAUGAACAACUUGAACCAAAACCAUUACGUGUUACAACGCUUUAA